AAAUCCUGAAGAACUUAAGAAGCUCAAUUUGAAACAUGGUUAAAUAUCGUAAUAUUGUUAACAUUAAAAUGGCGAGACUACUCGGAGGCCCCAAAUGUGAAAAUGGUUGAAGUUCCACUUGAGAAGCGAAUGAUGACGUUGGACGGAAUAAACGGAGUCAGGAAGGAUGUUCCAGCAAUCCAUGAGGUCUGGAAACAAACUAGGGAAUGGUUCCCUUACCUUCCCCCUCCUUCUCAACAGGAACUUGUGCUGACAGGUGCUGAGGAUGCCUGGCUGGUUCAUGGUGACCAGGUUGAGCAGGAUUUGGUUUGGUUACUCCGUCUACCUUGUCACAAGUUCUGGUCCCAACUUCAGUUUGAUCCAAACCUUCAGAGAUUCUUGGAAGGAAUUCUUCAGCAGUUCCCCCGGGAGUACGACUCAUCAUCCUCAUCCUCUUACACCUCCUCUCAAAUACAAAUCAGGAAUAGAGAUAUUUUACACAAACUGUUCCUGGUUUUCCUUCGUAUCUGCACCUAUAAGGAGUCCGCUAGUGAGUUCUUUAGCCCAGAGUACUAUGGAACCCUGAUCUAUGAAAAGUAUAUCCUGGAUUUACCCAAGAUUAUUGAUAUAUGCAGUCUCUUCCGUCCUUGUAACCGGGAGAUUACUAUCAAGAUGGUUGCAAAUGUUUUCAAGGUACAGUCUCGGUAUUGCGAGGAUUUGUUUACUACUGGAGAAUCUAUAGGAGAAGCUCUAGAUAAUGCUGAGGAACAGUGUCAGACGUUGAGUAUGUCGCUGCCUAGCCGGAAGAAUGUUGACGGAUUGUUUGAUCUUGUUGGUUUCCUUCUAGAUGUUUCUAGCUCUACAUAUUCUCUUCUAGAUAUAUUCCCGGGGGCAGGGAAACCUCUUCAACUUGCAGGUUUUGAGAUGAAGCUUGCAGGGUUCUACCAUUCCACAAUUCUUGGAGUUCAGCAGAUUCUUGAGAGAUUUGUUGAGUCGGAGAUAUUAACGCCAGAGGAGUCGACUCUUUGCUUUUUUAAUCUCCAGAUAUCUAGGCACAGAUCCAUCCUAGCCUUUAGAACUAUUGUGGAGUUUAACUGUUUAAACCCUGUAAUGAGUGAAACUCACUGUGAUAAAGACGAAGCAUUGGAAGGUUUUUUCUCCAUAUUUACAACUAUUCUUCAAGAAAGAACGUUCCUCUUAGAUUACAACUCCAGAUAUUCACUUCAAGAUGAUUUUGAUGUGUUUGAACAGAGCGGUCUGAAUGUUGAUCCAACACGAAAGCAUUAUAUCCUGGACGCACUUUGUGAAAGUUCUCAGGGUUCGGGUUUCUCCAAUGUACUGACGGGAGAGAAGGAGAAGAAAUCCAGCGUAACUCCGACAGUGGAAACUGUACCUGAAACAGGGGGAGCCACUGCGCUCACUAGUUCUGUCUUAAAACCAACCGAAGAAUUAGAUUCUUUAAUCUCCAGUGUGAGAGACAUGUUACCAUUCCUUGGGGAAGGAUUUGUAGAGAAAUGCUUAGAACAUUAUCAGUUUAAAGUUGAGGAGGUUGUAAACGCUAUACUAGAGGGAAACCUUGCACCGCACCUCGCCUCUUUAGAUCAGUCCUUGGAGAGACAAGCAGUUGAACCUAAACCUGUCCAGGCUCCGAGGUGUAUAUAUGACAAUGACGAGUUCGACGUGAAUUCUAGAGAUGAAAUUGAUUUGUCCCGAAUACACCGUGGGAAGAAGAAUAAGUACGGGAACGCAAUGAAGCUUUUGGAUGAUAAAACGGAUAUUAACAGUAUGAGAGAUCGAUUCUCAGCACUAGGGAUUGUUUCUGAUAUUGAAGUUAUGGUGGGUGAAGAACGAGAAUACGAGGAUGAGUAUGAUGAUACAUAUGAUGAUGUAGCUGUGGGACAAGAGGAACCAGAUAGCAGGGACGACGGAGGGAGACAGUUCGUACUACCAGUCGCACUAGGUGGGGGUAAAAUACCUCGCGUUGUUCAAGAGAAAGACGAUGAGGAUGAUGACGAUGAGGAAGAUGAGGAGGAAGGAGUCUUUGGUAGAAAACCGAUGAAUUUUGCCAGAAACCCCGAGGAAAUCCGCCAGGAAAAUGAGAGAAGGCGGCAAGAGAAAAUGAGUAGAAAUGCGCGAAAACCAGCCGCGCAGCAGCAGCAGCAGUAUCAGUCUGCUCGUGAUGUUGUUGGUAAACCUAAAGGUCAAGGUCAAGAUAAACAGGUUUUGAUAAACCGAGCUCGGAAGAACGCAAACAAAGGAAAAGGACACCGGGCUGGGGCCGAGAGGAAACAGGCGAAAGGAAUGUUCUAAAUCUGUGAUAAUUUUCUAUUGUUAAAAUUUCAGA
This is a messenger RNA of Eurytemora carolleeae, 2323 nucleotides long. RefSeq names its product activating signal cointegrator 1 complex subunit 2. Gene Ontology annotation, molecular function: ubiquitin binding. Bases 103 to 2289 code for a protein of 728 amino acids. The transcript is spliced from 8 exons. Gene Ontology annotation, biological process: regulation of DNA-templated transcription. Lineage: Eukaryota; Metazoa; Arthropoda; Copepoda; Calanoida; Temoridae. The record is from RefSeq and is a predicted model, not a curated record.